Molecule: messenger RNA, 2561 nt
Organism: Cariama cristata (Red-legged seriema)
Lineage: Eukaryota; Metazoa; Chordata; Aves; Cariamiformes; Cariamidae
Gene: RPGR
Product: retinitis pigmentosa GTPase regulator
Exons: 14
Biological process (GO): visual perception; protein ubiquitination; ubiquitin-dependent protein catabolic process
Cellular component (GO): photoreceptor outer segment
Molecular function (GO): ubiquitin protein ligase activity
Source: RefSeq, a predicted model, not a curated record
AAUCAGGUGCUAUUUUCACAUUUGGAAAAAGCAGAUUUGCAGACGAUAUUCCUAGCAAGUUCUGGUUCAAAAAUGACAAGCCUGUACUUAUAUCAUGUGGAGAUGAACAUACCGCUAUUGUUACAGGGAAUGGUAAACUAUACAUGUUCGGCAGUAACAACUGGGGCCAAUUAGGACUAGGAUCAAAGAACACUGUCAGCAAACCGACAUGUGUUAAAGCUUUAAAACCAGAAAAAACAAAACUUGCUGUUUGUGGAAGAAACCACACUUUAGUUUACACAGAAAAAGGAAAUGUGUAUGCUGCAGGAGGUAACAAUGAAGGUCAGUUGGGAUUAGGUGACACAGAGGAAAGGACCACGUUUCAUUUAAUUAGUUUUUUUACCAACCAGCACAAAAUCAAACAGCUAGCAGCUGGAUCAUACACCUCAGCAGCAGUAACUGAGGAUGGGCAGCUUUUUGUGUGGGGUGACAAUUCGGAAGGUCAGAUUGGCUUGGCUGAUGAAGCUUGUGUCAGUGUCCCUUGUCAAGUGGAUGUUGGAAAACCUGUUUCCUCUGUAUCCUGUGGAUAUUAUCACUCUGCCUUGAUAACAGGAGAUGGUGAGCUCUAUACUUUUGGAGAACCUCAGAAUGGGAAACUGGGAUUAUUGCCUGAACAGCUGAAGAACAAUAGAGUCCCACAGCCCGUACUGGGAAUUAUGGAAAAGGUUAAUAAGGUUGCUUGUGGUGGAGAACACACAGUGGUGCUGACAGAGACAGAUGUAUAUACUUUUGGACUUGGACAAUAUGGGCAGCUGGGACAUGGUACUUUUCUUUUUGAAACUUCAGUACCAAAGUCUGUGAAACACUUGAAGAGGCAUAAAAUAUGUAACAUUGCAUGUGGGGAAAAUCAUACUGCUGUAAUAGCAGAGAAUGGCCUCAUGUUUACUUUUGGAGAUGGGCGACAUGGCAAGUUAGGCCUUGGAGAAGUGAAUUUUACAAACCUGUUUGAUCCCACUCUAUGUUAUAAUUUCUUGAGAUUCACAGUCCUUUUGGUUGCUUGUGGUGGUUGUCACAUGCUAGUUUUUGCUGCUCCAAGACCUAAAGGAUCUGAAGAAGUACUCUUAGAUUUAUAUGACAGCCGUUUGACUGCUACUGUCUCUAAAAUGAGUGGACACUCACUACUAACAAACACCUUACAACUAACAUCAGCACGAAUACGACGUCGAGAGAGGGAAAAGUCGCCAGAACAGUUUAUUCGAAUGGCACGAACUCUGCCUCCACUGGGAGAAAACUUUUUAAAAUCUUCACUACCUGUGACUAGCAACACUAGCCCACUCCGUUUUUGUGCAAUAAGUCUUCCUAAAGCUGAACCUAUGAAGGAUAGAGACCAUGAAAAAGAAAAGAAUCAUCAAAAAGAUAAACCUGGUGAAGGCUGUGCAGAAGAAGAUUCAGAUAAUGAAAAUAAUGACAGAAACCUUGGAGAUACAACUGACAUCCUAAAUAUGACACAUGCAAUGAAAUUGAAUCCCAGUGACCAGUCCUUAAAAUUAUCACCACUCCAAAAAAAAAAGGAAAAGGAGGAACAGGUUAAAAGUGAGGGAAGAGAUGAGAGUCAGGAAGGAAGUGAAGAUACAGAGGGGGACGAAGAAAAAGAGAUAGAGGCAGAAGAAGAAGGAGAAGAUGAAAAGGAAAAUGAAGACGAAAACAAAGAAAGGGAGGAUGAAAAAGACAAAGAGAGUGAAGAGGAGUUAGGAGAAUCAUUGGCAGGGAGGGAAGAAGAGGAACAGGAAGAGGAAGAUGGAAAUAGGACUAAGGAGGUGAGGGAGGAUGGAGUGGAAGAAGGAGAAGAGGGGGAGGAUGAAGUAGAAGAGGAAAGAGAUGAGAAGGAGGAAGAGGAAGGAGCAGAGGCAGAAGGAGAGGGGGAGAAGGGGGAAGAAAAUGAAAACAAGGAAGAAGAGGAGUGGGAAAAUGAAGAAGGAGAAGAAGAUGAAGAGAGAGAAGAGGUGGAAGAAGAUGAGGGAGUAGAGGAGGAACAAGAAGAGGGAGUGGAAGAAGAUGAGGGAGAAGAGGGAGUGGAAGAAGAUGAGGGAGAAGAGGGAGUGGAAGAAGAUGAGGGAGAGGAGGAAAGAGAGGAAGAAGAGGAAGAAGGAGGGGAGGAUGAAGAAGAGGAAGAGGGAGGGGAGGAAGAAGAAGGGGAAGAGGAAGAAGAAGGGGAAGAGGAAAGGGAGGAAGAAGAGGGAGAAGAGGAAGAAGGGGAAGAGGGAGAAGAGGAAGAAGGGGAAGAGGGAGAAGAAGAAAAAGGGGAAGAGGCAGAAGAGGAACAAGAAGGGGGAGAAGGAGAGGGGGAAGAAGGAGAAGAAGAGGAAGCAGAUGUGGGAGAGGAGGAAGAAGAGGAUGAGGGAGAGGAGAAGGAAGGAGAGGAAGAGAAAAGCAAAACCAGGAAGCCAGAGAAGACAGAAGGUAGUGCUUUACCAAACAACUCUAAACAAAAAAUGAAGUCCAAACAGCAUGUCGCAAAUGGUUUACAUAAUUCAGAACAAUUUUGGAACAAUGUGCUACCUCAUUAUUUAACACUAAAGUAG